AUGGCGUGGCAGAAUCACUCCACAGUGAGUGAGUUCUUCCUCUCAGGCCUCACCAGCAAUCAUGCUGUAGAACUGGCCCUCUUCACCUUCUUUGUGGUCAUCUACGUGCUGAUUAUUUUGGGCAACAUCUUCAUCAUCUUCAUGAUUGCACAUGACCAGCAGCUACAUAGUCCCAUGUACUUCUUCCUCAGCAACCUCUCUGUCAUUGACGUCUGUCACUCCUCGGUGGUGAUGCCCAAGAUGCUGGCUGACUUCCUGGUGGACAAGAAGAGCAUCUCCUUUGCGGAGUGCAUGGCACAGAUGUUCUUCCUCCACCUCUUUGCCUGCACAGAGAUCUUUCUCCUCACCAUCAUGGCCUAUGAUCGCUACAUAGCAAUCUGCAACCCCAUGCGUUAUGGCACCAUCAUGAGCCAGAAGAUGUGCCUCCAGCUCACUGCAGCCAUGUGCAUGGGAGGGCUGAUACAUUCUGUGGCCCUCACUGCCCUGACCCUCAAUCUCCCGUACUGUGGUCCCAGUGCCAUUGACAACUUCUUUUGUGAUGUCCCCUUGGUCAUCAAGUUGGCCUGCGUGAACACCCAGGUCUUCGAAAUGCUCAUUGUCUCCAACUCAGGCCUCAUCUCUGUGGUCUGCUUCCUGGUGCUGGUGACUUCCUAUGUGGUCAUAUUGGUGUCACUAAGGAACCAUCUCUCAGAAGGGCAACACAAGGCAUUAUCUACCUGUGCUGCUCACCUGACAGUGGUGACACUUUUCCUAGGACACUGCAUUUUCAUCUAUCUCCGGCCAGCCAAGAGUUUAGCUGCAGACAAAGUUGUGUCAGUUUUCUUCACGGCCAUCACCCCUCUGAUGAACCCGAUUAUCUAUACCUUUCGGAACGAGGACAUGCAAAAUGCUCUGAGAAAGCUAUUCAGGUGA
Messenger RNA from Struthio camelus australis, 912 nucleotides. RefSeq names its product olfactory receptor 4E1-like. Gene Ontology annotation, molecular function: G protein-coupled receptor activity; olfactory receptor activity. Gene Ontology annotation, biological process: G protein-coupled receptor signaling pathway. Lineage: Eukaryota; Metazoa; Chordata; Aves; Struthioniformes; Struthionidae. Gene Ontology annotation, cellular component: plasma membrane. The record is from RefSeq and is a predicted model, not a curated record.